CUGCGCCCGCCGCCUGCGCGCCUGCGCGCUCCCGCCCCCUGCCGGCGGCGCCUGCGCGAUGGCGGGCGGGCGCUGAGGGGAGCUCAAGGAGAGCGGCGGCGCCAUGCCCGGCUCCCUGCAGGUGCCCUCCCUGGAGGAGCUCGACGUGCAGGAGGUGCGAGUCAGCUCGGCCGUUCUGAAGGCCGCGGCCCACCACUACGGCGCGCAGUGCGACCGCCCCAACAAGGAGUUCAUGCUAUGCCGCUGGGAGGAGAAGGACCCGCGGAGGUGCCUGCGGGAGGGCCGCCAGGUCAACCAGUGCGCCCUCGACUUCUUCAGGAAGGUUAAGAUGCACUGUGCAGAGCCAUUUACUGAGUACUGGACGUGCAUUGACUACACCAACUUACAGGAGCUCCGCCGAUGCAGAAAGCAGCAGGCAGUAUUUGAUAACUGUGUGCUGGAGAAGUUGGGUUGGGUGAGACCUGAUCUGGGAGAGCUCUCUAAGGUUACGAAAGUGAAGACAGACCGUCCUAUACCUGAGAAUCCCUAUCACUCUAGACCUAGACCAGAGCCAAAUCCACCCAUUGAAGGAGAGCUGAAGCCUUCUCAAUUUGGCAGUAGGCUCUUUUUCUGGUCCUGGUAAAGUGGGCAGACUGCUGUGACUGAAGUGGAAAGAUACAUUGAAUGUACAUUGUCCAGUGCGCACUGGACAUAACUUUAAUCAUUAAAGACCCCCAAAAUGUUA
This is a messenger RNA of Falco peregrinus (peregrine falcon), 724 nucleotides long. RefSeq names its product NADH:ubiquinone oxidoreductase subunit A8 (gene NDUFA8). The transcript has 4 exons. The coding region runs from base 104 to 622 and encodes 172 amino acids. Lineage: Eukaryota; Metazoa; Chordata; Aves; Falconiformes; Falconidae. Gene Ontology annotation, biological process: mitochondrial electron transport, NADH to ubiquinone. The record is from RefSeq and is a predicted model, not a curated record.